AUGGAUGCUAGUGGCUUGGACUAUUUAAUUAGAAAGAAGUUAGAGACUCAAUACCUUAUGAAUAUGGCACAACUUGCAGAUAGGGUUCAUCAGGUCGAACGCCUAAAAGCUGAGAAAGCCAGAACAAAUAAAUAUCACAAAAAAGAGAAAUUUGCUUACAUAGACGCAAAUGAUUAUGUCUCUGACGUGGGUGAUGAUUGUUCUGAAGAAGGUAAGGUCAAUGUGGCUGAAUUAAAGCUAGGGCCCCCUUAUGUUUGUAAAUUAUUAAAACCAUCAAACGGAAAAAAGCCUGUAGAGACCAAUAAAAAUGAAAAGUUUACCACUAGAACUUACACUUUUGACAUUACAAAGUGUGAUGAAAUAUUUGAUUUGUUAGUCAAAGAUGGUCAGAUUAUAGUACCUCAUGGUUUGAAAUCUCCUCUUUUAGAACAAAGGAAGAAGAGAGGUUUUUGUAAGUACCAUAACUUUUUGGGUCAUAAAACUUCUCAAUGUGUGAUUUUCAUGGAUUUGGUCCAAAAGGCUCAGAAUGAUGGAAGAUUGCAAUUUAGCGAGAAGCCUAAAUCAUCAAUGAAAGUGGACUCAUACCCCAUGCAGAUGGAGGAGGCCUACUAUGCGAACCUAUAG
Lathyrus oleraceus (garden pea) is the source of this 624-nucleotide messenger RNA. RefSeq lists its product as uncharacterized. The transcript has a single exon. The coding region runs from base 1 to 624 and encodes 207 amino acids. The record is from RefSeq and is a predicted model, not a curated record. Lineage: Eukaryota; Viridiplantae; Streptophyta; Magnoliopsida; Fabales; Fabaceae.